Messenger RNA from Myotis daubentonii (Daubenton's bat), 1499 nucleotides. It is a transcript of the gene KCTD11, whose product is annotated as potassium channel tetramerization domain containing 11. Gene Ontology annotation, biological process: positive regulation of neuron differentiation; protein homooligomerization. The record is from RefSeq and is a predicted model, not a curated record. Lineage: Eukaryota; Metazoa; Chordata; Mammalia; Chiroptera; Vespertilionidae.
GCCCCGGCACUUCCUGGGGGCGGAGAGCGCCGAAGCAGCUGCAGGCACCCGGUCCCGAGACUCCCGGCCGCUCCCCUCGAGUCCCGCACCGUCGCAGCUGGGAGUCAGCGUGCGUCCUCGCCCCCGCGACCCGAGGCCCCUCCGCUGUCAGCUCGGGGAGCCCCGCCUCCAUCCCCGGGACCCGCUGGAGCCGGGCCCAGGCCAGGCCUCUGGCUGCCCCCAGGACCCGAGGGGUCUGCCCGCGGCGACGGCGAUCCGCCCGAGGACUCGGAGGCUGGACCUGCCAACAGGCGGCCUGGCGCUCGACCGUCACCUGCCGGUUGGGUCCGGAAGCCCCGUCUACAGACCGCAGAACGGACCGCUGGCCGCCCAGAGGUGGACGCGUCUGGACGGAACUUGCCAUCCUCUUGGACUUCGCUGCGCGCUCCGCAUCAGCCCUCCAAGCCCCUGGGCGCUCUGUGCCCAGGAGCCAUCCCCCACCGCACGGUAGCUGGGGGAGCCCCGAAUCUUGCUGCCUUCGACUCAACCAGUGCCUCCACCUGAGUCUGAACCUUCCGACCCCUGUCUGCACACACCCAGGCAGUCCUGCCUUUUUCUCUUUAGGUGUCUCCAGCACUCCCCAAAAUUUCCCCUCCUCCUGUGCCCUCUUCACCCCCCUCCUUUGGGGGCCCCGUGACCCUGAAUGUGGGGGGCACGUUAUAUUCCACCACUUUGGAGACCCUGACUCGCUUCCCAGACUCCAUGCUGGGGGCCAUGUUUAGGGCUGACACCCCUAUUCCCCCCAACCUCAACUCCAAGGGCGGUGGCCACUACUACUUCAUCGACCGGGAUGGCAAGGCCUUCCGGCACAUUCUCAAUUUCCUGCGGCUGGGCCGCCUGGACCUGCCCCUGGGAUAUGGGGAGACAGCGCUUCUCAGGGCAGAGGCCGACUUCUACCAGAUCCAGCCCCUCCUAGAUGCCCUGCGGGAACUGGAGGCCUCUCAGGGGACCCCUGCACCCACAGCUGCCCUGCUCCACGCAGAUGUGGAUGCCAGCCCCCGCGUGGUGCACUUCUCUGCGCGCCAGGGCCCCCACCACUAUGAGCUGAGCUCUGCCCGGGUGGACACCUUCCGAGCCAACAUCUUCUGCACCGACCAAGAGUGUCUGGGUGCCUUGAGGGCCCGAUUUGGUCUGGCCAAUGAGGAGAGAGCAGAGGGGGGACCACACUUUCGUCUGGAGUGGGCCCCCCGCCCCACGGAACUUCCGGAAGUGGAGUACAGGAAACUGGGGCUGCAGCCACUGUGGACUGGGGGGCCGGGAGAGCGACGGGAAGUGGCCGGCACACCGGGCUUCCUGGAGGAGGUGCUCCGGGUGGCUCUGGAGCAUGGCUUCCGGCUGGACUCCGUGUUCCCUGACCCUGAAGACCUACUCAACUCCAGGUCUCUGCGCUUUGUUCGACACUAAGAACUAAGCUGGGACUAUUGCCCUUGGUUUGACUGUAGGGGGGUGGGGGGAGGGAG